This is a messenger RNA of Bursaphelenchus xylophilus (pine wood nematode), 759 nucleotides long. The record is from the annotation of a GenBank genome assembly. Lineage: Eukaryota; Metazoa; Nematoda; Chromadorea; Rhabditida; Aphelenchoididae.
AUGAUUUUCAAACUCCUUCUGUUCUUCGCGCUACUUCUUUUCCCAUUUUGUUGGUCUCAACCUAAAGAUCAAGUCAUUCCAGUGUCAGGCCCAAAAAUUCAGGUAAACUGAUUUUUUAGCGGAAGUUUAUUCUGGCCGAAAAUUGCAGCAAGGAGUUAGCACAGUAAAAAAUCUCAGGAUUUCUUGCUCCGAGUAGUAUGUUAACCUGUCGGGAAAAUAAUGUGGAUUUGCCGCAGUAAAAUGUCUCGCCUCGUCUUUCACUUAUUUUCCCGACAGACUGAUAGACAGGAUUUUUUAUAGACAGGUUUGUUAAAUUAGUCUGUCGGGAAAAUAAUGAGCACCUUGUCGCAUCGAAAAUCGUAUCCGAGGAAAUGAAUUGUGUCGCGACAAAAUAAAAUCGCUUUUCACUUCAGCGACGUGAUCGGCGCAUCGAUAUUGUGCUCAUUAUUUUUCCGACAAACUGAUACGGUGGUGUGAUUUUUGGCCAAAAAUUUCCUUCUGGUAGUUUCAUAUUAGUCGUAAUCCGGCUCCAAAAUUUAGGAGCUAGCUGCAGCCGGCGUUCGAUUGUAUUCCCGGCAACGAAAGGCCAACUACCAUUUCGACGGUGUUGAAAGCGCAACAAUACAAUUCGACCGAGGACAUCAUUAUGUGAUCUUUAUCCUUGUCCAGGACGACUACGGCCAGCUGGACAAGAUCCGAGAUGAGGUGUGGUCCAGCCCGAGGAAUGGGAAUAUGCAUCGGGUUGUGCGGGUGGAGUAA